Molecule: messenger RNA, 2775 nt
Organism: Mesocricetus auratus (golden hamster)
Lineage: Eukaryota; Metazoa; Chordata; Mammalia; Rodentia; Cricetidae
Gene: Wnt3a
Product: Wnt family member 3A
Exons: 4
Coding region: 149-1207 (352 amino acids)
Biological process (GO): cell fate commitment; multicellular organism development; canonical Wnt signaling pathway
Cellular component (GO): extracellular region
Molecular function (GO): cytokine activity; frizzled binding
Source: RefSeq, a predicted model, not a curated record
CGCGUACCGGUGCACACCCGGGAACCCCGCGCACCCUGCUGCCACAGAGGGCCCCGCGCCACUGCAGCGGAGCCACUUCCAAGGGCCGGGCCAGCCCCGGCGCCCGCGCUAUCGGGGCGGACUCCCCGCCUGCGCGCUCAAGCCUGCGAUGGCUCCUCUCGGAUACCUCUUAAUGCUCUGCAGCCUGAAACAGGCGCUGGGCAGCUACCCGAUCUGGUGGUCUUUGGCUGUGGGACCCCAGUACUCCUCCCUGAGCACUCAGCCCAUCCUCUGUGCCAGCAUCCCAGGCCUGGUGCCCAAGCAACUGCGCUUCUGCAGGAACUAUGUGGAGAUCAUGCCCAGCGUGGCUGAAGGCGUCAAGGCUGGCAUCCAGGAGUGCCAGCACCAGUUCCGAGGCCGGCGUUGGAACUGUACGACUGUCAGCAACAGCCUGGCAAUCUUUGGCCCUGUUCUGGACAAAGCCACUCGGGAGUCAGCCUUUGUUCAUGCCAUUGCCUCUGCUGGAGUGGCCUUUGCAGUGACCCGCUCCUGUGCAGAGGGCUCAGCCGCCAUCUGUGGGUGCAGUAGCCGCCUCCAGGGCUCCCCAGGCGAGGGCUGGAAGUGGGGCGGUUGUAGCGAGGACAUUGAAUUUGGCGGAAUGGUGUCUCGGGAGUUUGCUGAUGCCAGGGAGAACAGGCCAGAUGCCCGCUCUGCCAUGAACCGUCACAACAACGAGGCUGGGCGCCAGGCCAUCGCCAGUCACAUGCACCUCAAGUGUAAAUGCCACGGACUAUCCGGCAGCUGCGAAGUGAAGACGUGCUGGUGGUCGCAGCCCGACUUCCGCACUGUCGGGGAUUUCCUCAAAGACAAGUAUGACAGCGCUUCCGAGAUGGUGGUGGAGAAACACCGUGAGUCUCGUGGCUGGGUGGAGACCCUGAGGCCACGUUACACAUACUUCAAGGUGCCCACAGAGCGCGACCUGGUCUACUACGAGGCCUCGCCCAACUUCUGUGAACCGAACCCUGAAACCGGCUCCUUCGGGACGCGCGACCGCACCUGCAACGUGAGCUCCCACGGCAUAGACGGGUGUGACCUGCUCUGCUGCGGGCGCGGCCAUAACGCGCGCACUGAGCGAAGAAGGGAGAAGUGCCACUGUGUUUUCCACUGGUGCUGCUACGUCAGUUGCCAGGAGUGCACACGCGUCUAUGACGUACACACCUGCAAGUAGGAGGGUUCCUAACGGAGGAAGCAAGGUUCAUAUUUAGGGGCAGGGUUCCUACCUGGGGGCGGGGUUCCUACUUGAAGGGGUCUCAUACCUGAGGAUCCAGUUUCUACUUGAGGGUAGGGCUCCUGCCUGUGAGGGGCUCCUACCUAGAGACCCAGUUUCUGCCUUCAGCCGGAGCUCUUACUUGGGGUCUGGGUUCCUUUUUAGCGGAGAGGCUCCUGCCUGGGAUUCGGGAUUUCUACCCAGGAUGGGGCUCUACCUAGGGGUGGAAUUCCAAUCUGGGACGGGGAGGGUUGGGCUCUUCCCUUGACCCUACAGGGUUCAAACCAGGACAGGUGAGCAACUCCUUAACUAGAUGGGGUUCGUGGAUGGGCGGGUGUCUCUCCUCCCAGAGGCCCUGCUCUAGAUAGAUUGAGAAGAUGCUUCAGGAUGGGCCCUACUAGGCUUGGGGAUCCAGUGGGGGUGGGACUUCACCCUGAAUUGGUGGAAUGUCUGAGCAAGAAGAAAGGAAGGAGACCCUCUUCUGUUGGGGUGAGGCAAGGCAUCACUAAGGACUCCUGGGACAGAGCUCCAGGGAAGGAGGAGCUCCUGAGUAAGCUUAGGCUCUGAGCAGGUGAUUCAGCCACCAUAUGGCUCCUUUUCAGUCUCCGUGUACGGUUCCACCUGCAAGCCUCAUCUGUGCAUGGCAGGAUCUCCUGGCAGAAUGAGCCAUGAAGAACUCAGGGGUGACGCCAGAUCCUGCCCCCAUGCCUGGAAACCCUUUUCCAAGCCCUGCACUCCUUCUGCCUGUGUGUUCCUAUCCUCCUUACUAGAUCUCUCCUGAGGAAGAUUUGCAGUCCCCUCAGAGUUCAAGUGACCAAGUAUGGAACAGAGCUCUAUCCUGAGUAGAGAGGGUACUUGGGGUUGGGGCUGCUAGGAAGGAUCCUAGAGCCUGGCAUCUUCCCACCAUCGCCUGUCUCUGCUCUGACAUCCAACACUCAGAUCUACUCGCAGGAAACCUUUCCAGCUCAUCUGGUCAGUGAUGUCCAGGACCCAAAGGUGCUCAGAGAUACUGGCCUCACUUUGAGUUGUAGGAACUUCAGGGACAUUAGGGCACAGACUGCAGAGACAAGGUGUCUCCUGGAGGCCCCCAUGUUCAGGACUGAUCCCCAGAACCUGCUGUUUAGGCAAUGGUCACCAGAUCUGUUGGCCACUAGCCUGUUCUCUUGAGUCUUGUCUGGCCUGGAAGAGAGACAUUGCAGGCCAUCUGCCACAAGAGCUUCCUGAAUCACUGCUACUGUGAAUUGUCCCCACCUCCAGGCAGGGGAGGGGAUGUGGCCACAUAGGAGUGUGCCCCAAGAGCACCGAAGAGAGGCCACACAUGGUGACUGUCUUCUGCACGGUGACUGUCUUCUGCCUGGAACUUUGCGUUUGGAGUUGUAAUUUUAUUUCCAAUGCUGCUAUAUCCACCAUCACUGGAACUGGACAAACGUGACUCUUUUCUUUUUUUCUUUCUAUGAAAGAAAUUAUUUUAGUUUAUAGGAUGUUUGUUUCAAAUAAUGGGGAAAGUAAAAAAGAGAGAGAAAAAAACC